Molecule: messenger RNA, 2775 nt
Organism: Debaryomyces fabryi
Lineage: Eukaryota; Fungi; Ascomycota; Pichiomycetes; Serinales; Debaryomycetaceae
Gene: KEX2
Product: kexin
Exons: 1
Coding region: 1-2775 (924 amino acids)
Biological process (GO): protein processing
Cellular component (GO): trans-Golgi network; Golgi membrane
Molecular function (GO): serine-type endopeptidase activity
Source: RefSeq, a predicted model, not a curated record
AUGCUCCACGUUGGAAGAAUAAUUGUAAUAAUUUCUUUGGUAGCCAAUUUGGUGGGAGGGUUCCGUAUUCCUAAGAGAGAUUACGACCUGAAAAAUUAUUUUAUAAUAGAGUUGGAUACGUUGAACUCCAGUGAGCCGCUAUAUAAUUUUAUCGAGAAGUAUGCUGAUAACUAUAAGUACGAACACCAGGUACGUGGACUAGACGACCAUUUUGUAUUUAGUAUUAGCAAAGAGCAUCCACAUAACGAGUUUAUAGGAAAUUUCAACUCGAACAAUGAAAAUUUGAUCAAGAGAUCUGGAGGGUUUGAGGACGAGUUUGAUGAUUUGGUAUCAAACCCGCAUUUAAAGUCGAUUCAUUUGCUCACACCCAAGAGGUUGACCAAAAGAAUGCCCGUGCCAAUUACAGAGGAAGAGUAUAAGAUUUCUAUGGAGAAUCAAGCCAAGAGAGGUGUAAAUAUUGUUGAUUCAGCUCAAUUACCCCUUAAAGAAGUAAGUGAGAAGUUGGGAAUUAAUGAUCCAAUAUUCCAGAAGCAAUGGCAUUUAGUGAACACUUUUUAUCCUGGGCAUGAUGUUAACGUCACCGGGUUGUGGUAUGAGGGAAAUACGGGUAAAGGUAUUGUCACAGCCGUUGUGGAUGAUGGUUUAGACUAUGAAAGUGAAGAUUUGCAUGAUAAUUUCAAUUCUUUAGGGUCGUGGGAUUUUAAUGAUAACACCAAUUUACCAAAACCUAGAUUAUUUGAUGACUACCAUGGUACGAGAUGUGCUGGUGAAAUUGGUGCUGUUAAAAACGAUGUCUGUGGUGUAGGCGUAGCAUAUGAUUCUCAAAUUAGUGGAAUUAGAAUUUUGUCGGGUACCAUAUCUGCAGAGGAAGAAGCUUCUGCUAUGAUGUAUGGGCUAGACGUCAACGAUAUCUAUUCCUGUUCUUGGGGGCCAACCGAUGACGGUAGAACUCUUUCACAGCCUGAUGUGAUUGUCAAGAAAGCUAUGAUUAAAGGUAUUCAGACAGGACGUAAAGAUAAGGGCGCUGUCUAUGUUUUUGCAUCUGGUAAUGGGGGACGAUUCGAAGACUCCUGCAAUUUUGAUGGAUAUACUAAUUCGAUAUACUCCAUUACUGUUGGUGCUAUUGACUAUAAAGGAUUACAUCCAACAUAUGCAGAGGCUUGUUCUGCAGUCAUGGUUGUUACAUACUCGUCUGGAUCAGGUGAGCAUAUUCACACUACUGAUAUAAAAAAGAAGUGCUCAGCCCUUCAUGGAGGUACAUCAGCUGCUGCACCAUUAGCAGCCGGUAUUUACUCUUUAGUAUUACAUGCUAAUCCAAAUUUAACGUGGAGAGAUGUUCAAUAUGUAUCUGCUUUGAGCUCUGUUCCAAUAAAUGAGGAUGAUGGUAAUUACCAAACAACAGCAUUAGGUCGCAAAUAUUCUCACAAAUAUGGAUAUGGAAAGAUCGAUGCGUAUGCGAUGGCUCAAUUUGCGAAAACUUGGAAAAACGUCAAACCUCAAGCAUGGUACUACUCUGACGUUCAGAAAGUAGGUAUGACUAUUACUCCUGAGAAGCAAAACAAUGUGAUCAAGAAGACAAUCAAGAUUUCUAAGGAGGACUUGAAAAUUGUAAAUUUAGAGAGGGUUGAGCACAUAACGGUAACUGUCAAUAUUCAGGCUACUGCAAGAGGCAAGGUAGGUGUUAGGUUAAUCUCUCCACAUAAAAUUACUAGUGACUUGGCUACAUUCCGCCCACAAGAUACUUCAGGCGCAGGUUUUAAGGAUUGGACUUUUAUGUCUGUUGCGCACUGGGGUGAAUCUGGUGUGGGUGAAUGGGCAGUUGAAGUUUUUUCUGAUUACCCUAUGGAUGACAACCGUAUUACCUUCCAAGACUGGCAAUUGAGAUUAUUUGGUGAAUCUAUUGAUCCAGAGAAGGCUGAAGUAUAUGAUAUCACUAAAGAUUAUAGUGCGGAAAGAAGAGAAAAGCAAAAGGAGCAUGACAAGAAACCAAUUGGUGUUCAAGACCCUCAUUCGAGUACUGUAGAAUCACAAGCUGAAUCUAAAAAGGAGACUAAGACGAAAGAUACCAAGACAAAAGCAACCAAGACCAAGGCCACUUCCACAAGCAAAACCAGUCCUGUAACUACAUCCGCUAAGCCGGAAGGAAAAGUCGAUGCAACCGAGAAGCCUAAGACUACCUCAAAAUCUUCCCCAAAGCCGGACCCCACAGAAACUAGCGAGCCUGAAGAAGAGGAAGAUGGCAAAAAUAAACAAUACACGGCUGACCAUACUGGGCAGUAUUUCAUGGCGAUAGCCGUAAUUGGGUUUAUCAUUGUUAUAAUAUUCAUGAGAUACCACAAAACCCCAGGCAGCUCUCGUCGCAGAAGAAGAAGAGAAGAAUACGAAUUCGACAUUAUUCCUGGUGAGGAUUACACUGACAGUGAAGAUGAUAAUGACGAUUCGUUGGAUCUAGGACAUAGAAAUGAUAGACGUCACAAUUCUCGUAAUAGCGAUGAAACAAGAGACCGUUUAUUCGACGAAUUUAACGCCGAAACAUUACCAGAUUACGAUGAUGGUAUGUUUGCAAUCGGUAAUGAGGAUGAUGACCAUCCUCAUGAUUCCAGGGCAGAACAAAAUUCAAAAUCUUCAAAUAGGCCACCCGCGGAUUCUACAUCAAACGACUCAAAAAGUGCGGCCAAGGACAUAGAAGCCUCUGCAAGAACCUCGAAUGAUCAUGAGAAUACGGACACUAAUGAGAACACUACCUCUACCUCAGAAUCAAGAACCUCAGUUUAA